GGGCUCAGAUUUAGACUUUUAUCAGAGAGCAGCAGCUCCAGUGGAGGCUCAGUCUGGCAGCCUGUGCGGUAACCAUACAAGGCUUCAUGACAGAGGUUACCGGGUUGACAGGCAACAUCCCGACAUUCGCGUCUCGCAGUCUGCGGCACAGCACACUGGACGCGGCUCAUCCAGGCGGACACACACCGCUGCUCAGCUCUCCUCCACUUGCCUUCGCUGCCAGCUAACGAGACUGACCCGACCACCGCUUCAUGAUCCAGGGCUAGCUGCGGAUCAAAACAAGGACAAUCUCUCAGAGUUUCAGCGACGUUUCGUUUUUGAUCAGCCAGGAGGUUCAGCAGCCCGAAGAGACACGGACCCCGGGGAGAGAGCGACUGGACUCCGGAGCCAGGCGGCCAGGCUAGCCAGGGUGGUGGCUGGAUAAACUAGGGGGGUUGUCUCCAGCUCCUGGUGGAUUUAUUCCCUGCCAGCUAACGUUAGCUCAGCUAGCCCCAAGCAGCACCAUGGAUUGGUUAAUGGGGAAGUCGAAGACGAAGCCAAAUGGAAAGAAGCCACCGGCAGAGGAGAAGAAGCAGUACGUGGAGCCAGAGUUCACCAAGAUCCGGGUGGUGGACUUUGACCUGAAGGAGCUGGUGGUGCUGCCCAGAGAGAUAGACCUCAACGAAUGGCUAGCGAGCAACACGACGACAUUCUUCAAUCUUAUCAACCUGCAGUACAGCACCAUUUCAGAGUUCUGCACCGGGGAGACUUGUCAGGCCAUGACGGCUUGUAGCACAAUAUACUACUGGUAUGACGAGAGGGGGAAGAAGACAAAGUGCACUGCUCCACAGUACGUCGACUUCGUAAUGAGUCUUUGUCAGAAACUGGUCACAGACGAGGAAAUCUUUCCUACAAAGUAUGGCAAAGAGUUCCCCAACUCGUUUGAGUCGUUGGUGAAGAAGAUCUGCCGGUACCUGUUCCACGUGCUGGCUCACCUCUACUGGGCGCACUUUAAGGAAACGGUGGCUCUGGACCUGCACGGCCACUUGAACACUCUGUAUGCACAUUUCAUCGUUUUCGUAAGGGAAUUCAACCUGAUCGACCCUAAGGAGACCUGUAUCAUGGACGACUUGUCCGAAAUCCUCUGCAGUCCCGUUCCCGCCCCGGCCCCCUCCGCCCCCGCACCGGCCCCCUCCCCGUCUUCACAGAACCACGUGACGGAGAGAUGAGCAGCGGCGGCGAGAUGGCGGCCCUGGGGGAUGAUGGAAGAUCUGAGAGGAGAGAAGGGAAAACAAACAGCCCAGUCCCCUUUCUCGGUGCAGGCAGGACUUAUGAAACCUUCCACUACCCUAAUGUUUCGCUCCACCACCGACCGACCGACCAGUCGGGAGGAAAAGGCCUGGGAGGGUUUCAUGUGGGGAGGUUGGGGUUGCGGGGAGGGGUUUGUCACGCCAGCAGGAAAUGGCGUGAGCGUUCCUCCCAGGGACAAAUCCCUCCCGUCUUCUCUGCAAUCUAAACUAGGAACAAAAGACAAAAUGUGUAUAUUUUAUUUUAUUUUUUUGGUUUUUAUUUUCCUCGUUUAUUUUUGUUGAAAGUUUUACUCAGUUUUAUUUUGUUGUUGUUGAAGCGGGGUGCAGUGUUUCUAUCCACCUCCAUCUGUCCUCUACCUAGCAUACAGUACAGGAAGGCGUGGGGGCCGGGGCUCUGCUUUGCUUCGACCUGCUAUGUGUACAGUGUAGAUGAGUGGAGAAGCGGCGCCUCUGCUCACCCGCAGGCUCGUCUCCCUCCUGCUCCGGGGAUGGGGGUGGCGGCGCUGCGACGGCAAGGAGGCAGCCAUGUUACCGCCUGAUGGAGCAAUGCUAGCCAAUCACUGUUCGGGUUCUUUAUCUGGAGCGAGUGGGGGGUGGUAAUUAAGGCGCUUCCUACUCAGGAUCUGAGAGAAUCAGUCAACUGCUGCCAGAGAGGAGCCUCUCGAUUUCAUUCUGUCCCUUAUUCACUAGACUGCCUCAUAGGACAAAUGUUGCUCAUAUUUAACUGCACUGUACUCGCAUAAUCCCCCACAAACAUGUCCCACAGCGUACCUGUAGGGGGCAGCAAACAUGCAGACAAAGGGGCAAAUCUAAAGAUUGUACGCUAGAUGUUUAAUCUUCUCAUAGAGCGAAUACUUCGAGGCAGACUGGGCGCCCAUACCGGGCGAUUCACAGCUGCGUGUUGGUGUCGAGCACGGCCGCACCACCCACUCCAGCAGCACAGGAGGACAAAGACAUGAGGUCAUGUCUGCAGGCUCAGAGGGGCGGACGUGGAGACGGGAGGAGGAGUGGGAGUAACGGUGCAAAGCUGCUCUGCUGCGUAAACACUCACCUGUGCUUCCAGCUCAGAAAUGAAAAAACACAGCUUUUAUUUUUUUGCCUCACCCUUUAAAUUUACUUUUGUUUUUCUUUUUUUUAAAGAGGAAAAUAAAAGAUCAUCAGAGGAAAAUUAGUUUGGAUAUAGAACAUGCAAAGUCUGCUUGGACUUUACUGUACAAAGAAUCACAAGCGGGUUCUGUCAGAUAUAGCCUCUGUUUGGAGGAGGAUUGAAUUUAUGAUUCUCCAUUUUUAUUUAUUUUUAAAUUUCUCUCUUUUUUUGCAGGGUUCCUCAGUUCUGGCUCAUUUUUAUGUAUUUUAAUUAUUAACUAA
This is a messenger RNA of Xiphophorus maculatus (southern platyfish), 2657 nucleotides long. It is a transcript of the gene mob2a, whose product is annotated as MOB kinase activator 2. The record is from RefSeq and is a predicted model, not a curated record. Gene Ontology annotation, cellular component: cytoplasm; nucleus. The coding region runs from base 504 to 1208 and encodes 234 amino acids. The transcript is spliced from 5 exons. Gene Ontology annotation, biological process: positive regulation of protein phosphorylation; signal transduction. Lineage: Eukaryota; Metazoa; Chordata; Actinopteri; Cyprinodontiformes; Poeciliidae. Gene Ontology annotation, molecular function: protein kinase activator activity.